GAAUGAGGGAGUGAAUGUUCCGGGUCAGAAACUGGACGGGAGAGGAAAUUAACUCCGGGACGAGACGGGGGGAAGAAAAAAAGACACGAGAAUGCGACCCGCUUCCACACGGAGAUGUGACGCGCAGGUUAAACGUUAAAGAGACGGAGAUUUAAAAGCAAAACGAAACAAAAAAGGAGACGCAGAUCGACGCGGGCGACGAAGAGUACAGGUGCCCUAAAAAAACUACUAACCAAAGUGAGACAUCGACGGAGAACAACUCUGAACGCGCCGCGUCGGUGUUCGCUCGCGCCAAUCUGUUGCAUCGCUCCGUCCUGCCCGCUGUUUGUUUGUUUGUUAGUCGCGCGGGUUCGAGGUCUCCCCCCCCCCCCGUGAUGUUUCACUGCAUCCCCCUGUGGCGGUGCAACCGUCACGUCGAGGCGAUCGAUAAGCGCCACUGCUCCCUGCUGUAUGUGCCCGACGAGAUCUACCGCUACGGACGAAGUUUGGAGGAGCUGCUGCUGGACGCCAAUCAACUCCGAGACCUGCCCAAGCCAUUUUUCCAGCUGGUGAAACUAAGAAAACUUGGCCUGAGUGACAACGAGAUUCAGAGACUUCCGCCAGAAAUAGCCAACUUCAUGCAGCUGGUAGAACUGGAUGUGUCUAGAAAUGAUAUUAUGGAAAUUCCAGAGAGUAUUUCAUACUGCAAAUUCCUCCAAGUGGCAGAUUUCAGUGGAAAUCCAUUAACAAGAUUACCCGAAAGCUUCCCAGAGCUAAGGAAUCUAACAUGCCUUUCCAUCAAUGAUAUUUCAUUACAAGUUCUACCAGAUAACAUUGGGAACCUUUCCAAUCUGGCAUCACUAGAACUCCGAGAAAAUCUGCUGACAUUCCUGCCAGAGUCACUUUCUAUGCUUCACAGACUUGAAGAGCUCGACUUAGGAAACAACGAGCUGUACAGCUUGCCAAAGUCAAUAGGCGGUCUUGUUAGCUUAAAGGACUUGUGGCUGGAUGGAAACCAGUUGGCCGAAAUCCCUUCUGAGAUGGGCAGCAUGAGAAGCCUGUUGUGUCUGGACGUAUCCGAAAACAAAAUGGAGCGACUUCCGGAGGAGUUGGGUGGCCUGUUGGCGCUCACUGACCUGCUGGUGUCUCAGAACCUAAUUGAUGCUUUACCAGAAAGUAUUGGAAAACUACGGAAACUUUCUAUUUUGAAAGCGGAUCAGAAUAGGCUAACUUAUCUCCCAGAGAGCAUCGGUAGCUGUGAAAGCCUUACUGAACUUGUGCUCACUGAGAACCAGAUACAGAGUUUGCCGAGGAGUGUUGGGAAAUUAAAGCGACUAUCCAACUUCAACUGUGACAGAAACCAGCUAACGGCAUUACCUAAAGAGAUCGGGGGCUGCAGCGGUCUGAAUGUCUUCUGUGUGCGAGAGAACAGGCUGACGAGGAUCCCGUCAGAGCUCUCACAAGCAACGGAACUGCAUGUUCUGGACUUCUCUGGAAAUAGGCUCACCCACUUGCCGAUGUCACUGACCACGCUGCGGCUGAAGGCUUUGUGGUUGUCAGAGAACCAGUCGCAGCCUCUCCUCACCUUCCAGACCGACAAGGAUCCUGACUCCGGGGAGAAGGUGCUCACCUGUGUGCUGCUGCCCCAACAGCCAUGUGAACCGGACAAUAAAGGCUCAGAUAAUCUCGCCCGCUGUGGAGCCCUGGAGAGUCUGGUGAAUGACAUGGCAGAUGACACGUGGGACGACAAAGCCCCCAACAGGAUCAGUGCCAUUCGCUUUCUGGAUGAUGAUGAUGAGGAGGAGGACGACGACCAGGGAACGCUACUUCGCCGGGCCACGCCUCACCCCGGCGAGCUGAAGACCAUGAAGAAAGCGGCCGAGAACCUCCGCAACGACAUGAACGCUGCCAAAGGCCUGGACUCCAACAAAAACGAGGUCAAUAAAGCUGUGGACAGAGUGACCACAUCCGUGUGACCGUUUAUUUACCUCAGACGUGUUUUUUUCGCCCUCCUGUGUCUCGCCGUAUCGUCCUGCACAAACCCCGCAGCCCCUUCUUUUCGUCUCCCUUCCGAACCCCCCCGGUGUGUGUGGCAAACCCCUCCUCUGAUCACGCCCCGGGACGCCUGUGACCGCACUCCACCUCUAGUCCUGUGAAAAACGCGUUCGACUCCGGCUACCUGGGUCGCUGUGCCUUCCUCGUUUAAAUUAAUGUCCAGAGUAGUAAUCUGCACACAUGCUCCUUUUUAAGAAGAUAAUUUAUCAAGAUUUUACUUUUUUAAAAGCCUCUUUUUUAAAAAUACAUUAGGUAGUUGCACUAUUAUAAGUCUUUAUAAUAUGGUUAAACCUUCUUUAAUGUAUUAUAUAUUUGUUUCAUAUCUAUUUUCCAAAACACUGGUUUAAUACUUUUUACAUUUUGGGCAAAAAUAAAAGCAGGUGUUUUUGAACCUACUGAUUAAGGAUUAUUGUUUAGCCUCUUGUGAAUAUUGCUACUUUUAUACUUUUUGGCAGCUCAGAUGUAAAUAAAAAUGUAUAGUAAACCUUUUUUUCUUUUUUGAACUUGGUACUGUCUCUCUUCAAAAAAAAAAGAAAAUCAAAAUAAUGAACAAAACGGAUGUCUUAUUCAAUACAUAUAAUUGUUAUUGGUUGAGCAGAUUGCCUUGAAUUUUGUUAAUUUGUAAAACAUCUAGUCCUUUUCGUUGGAUUCUAAAUUAAUUUGAUUAAUUAAGUUUGGAUUUAAGUGCUGCACAUCAACCUUUAAUUACUCAUCUGCAACAUAAUUGUGCAGAAGUAACGGUGCCGUCUUAUUUAUAUGUGCUGUGCUUUACUGUUUUACAAUGUUUUUCAAAUAGAUGCCAAAAGCGGUAAAAACAACAACAUCCUUCCCUUUUAACGGAGGAUACUGUGUACAAUAAUCAUCAGGUCUGGUCAGAAUCCUUUAAAAUUGCAUUUGUUAGAAGUUCUACUUUAAUGCACUUCUCAGCAUUUGUUAAAUUCUUUUAAAUGGUACAUGCUCAUUUUGUAUUAUUUUGUUUUCAAAUUGAUUGCAAAAAGGGGACCAGACAAAUUGGUCCAAGUGUUGGUUUUUAUGUUUUGAAUUAUUGCACAGAACAGAUCUCCGAUGGGCACUGCGCCUAGAGAUUUGCAUGACAUUUUAACCACUGAUCAAUAAAAUGAGUGCAACACUAAAAAAAA
Molecule: messenger RNA, 3173 nt
Organism: Gasterosteus aculeatus aculeatus (three-spined stickleback)
Lineage: Eukaryota; Metazoa; Chordata; Actinopteri; Perciformes; Gasterosteidae
Product: leucine-rich repeat-containing protein 1
Biological process (GO): receptor clustering; neurotransmitter receptor transport postsynaptic membrane to endosome; neurotransmitter receptor transport, endosome to postsynaptic membrane
Cellular component (GO): postsynaptic membrane; postsynaptic density; adherens junction
Molecular function (GO): protein kinase binding
Source: RefSeq, a predicted model, not a curated record